AUGGCAUUCAAGUUUGUCGUCCUUGCUUGCAUCGUAGCGACCGCUAGCGCUGGCUUACUUCCAGCUGCUCCCGUCGCUUACGCUGCUUCCCCAGCCUACCACGGUGCCCAGGUGUACCAAGCUGCCCCAGCCUACCACGGUGCCCAGGUGUAUCAAGCUUCCCCAGCCUACCACGGCGCCCAGGUCUACCAAUCUGCCCCUGUAUACCAGGCUGCACCUGUAUACCAUGCUGCGCCAGUAGCUAAAUACGCCGUAGCCCCCGUCGCUAAGGUCGCCGUUGAAGAAUACGACCACCACCCCCAAUACAGCUUCGCUUACGACGUUCAAGAUGGUUUGACCGGUGACUCCAAGACCCAACACGAAUCUCGCGAUGGUGAUGUCGUCCAAGGCUCAUACUCAGUUGUAGACCCUGAUGGCCACAAGCGCACCGUUGACUACACCGCUGACCCACACAACGGCUUCAACGCUGUAGUCCGUAGAGAACCCAUCGCCGUUAAGGCUGUCGCGCCCGUCGUUGCCAAGGUCGCCGCACCAUUGGUCCACGCUGCCCCAGUCGCCUACUCAUCUCCUGCCUACUACCACCACUAA
This is a messenger RNA of Pieris macdunnoughi, 588 nucleotides long. The record is from the annotation of a GenBank genome assembly. Lineage: Eukaryota; Metazoa; Arthropoda; Insecta; Lepidoptera; Pieridae.